This is a messenger RNA of Chaetomium globosum CBS 148.51, 984 nucleotides long. RefSeq lists its product as uncharacterized. The transcript has a single exon. Gene Ontology annotation, molecular function: acetyltransferase activity. The record is from RefSeq and is a predicted model, not a curated record. Bases 1 to 984 code for a protein of 327 amino acids. NCBI's taxonomy places the organism in Eukaryota, Fungi, Ascomycota, Sordariomycetes, Sordariales, Chaetomiaceae.
AUGACCACCCUCACCAUGGACUCAGCCUACACCCCAUCCCAAGUAGACGCCUACCUCACGCACAUCGGCCUCCCACCGUCCUUCCACCCGUCCGCGAACCCCACCCUCAACCUCACCUACCUCACCACCCUCUUCACCCACCAAAUAACCACCAUCCCCUACGACAACCUCUCCAUCCACUACUCCCCCACCCAUACCAUCGACCUCAACCCGCAAGCCCUCUUCACCAAAAUGAUCACCGCCAACCGCGGCCGCGGCGGCUACUGCAUGGAGAACUCCAUCCUCUUCAACCACAUGCUGCGGGCCCUCGGCUUCAGCGACGCCUACCUAGCCGGGGUGCGCAUCCGCCCGCGCGUGGCCGGCGUCCCGCAAGGCGAGGCCUACACGGGCUGGGUGCAUCUGGUGAACAUCGUGAGCGUGCCGGGGGAGGCGGCCAAGUACGUGCUGGAUGUGGGGUUUGGGGGGGAUGGCAUGACGCGGCCGAUGCCGUUGGUGGAGGGGGCGGUGCAGCAUAAUGGGAUUGGGACGCAGGAGGUGCGGUUGGGGAGGAGGUUUAUUCCGAAUCAGAGGUUUAGGGGGGAGGGGGCGGAGAGGAUGUGGGUGUAUGAGGUGCGGAAUGGGGUGGAGAGGGACUGGGUGCCGUUUUUUGCGUUCCAUGAUCGCUUUGAGUUUACAGAGGCGGAUUUUGGGAAUAUCAAUUGGUAUACCUCGCAGGCGAAGGAGAGUCACCAGACGUGGACGACGCUGGCGAUUCGGUUUUUGAGGGGGGUUGCGGAGGAUGGCACGGCUAAGGUCGUGGGGAAGGUCAUGAUGGCGGAGGGGGUUAUCAAGGAGAACUUGACUGGCAAGACGCGGUUGGUCAAGGUGUGUAAGACGGAGGAGGAGAGGGUGGCGGCGUUGGCAGAGUUGUUUGGGAUUCACUUGACGCCGGAGGAGGCUGCGAGUAUAAAAGGGAGGCCGGCCGAGUUGCUCGGUGAGGCAUAG